Molecule: messenger RNA, 1443 nt
Organism: Malassezia pachydermatis
Lineage: Eukaryota; Fungi; Basidiomycota; Malasseziomycetes; Malasseziales; Malasseziaceae
Exons: 1
Coding region: 1-1443 (480 amino acids)
Source: RefSeq, a predicted model, not a curated record
AUGUCGUUGCGAGUGCGCCGUCAGGAGGUGUCCUGCCGCUCUAAGGAUAUUUAUCUUGCACCAGCUGCAGGUGCCAAGGUGUCGCAGGGGUCUUUAAAUUUGACAUGGAAGCCCGAUUGCAUCAAAUCAAGCAAGUUUGAUGUGUAUAUCUACUCCCAGCACCAAUCCAGCUCCCUCCCUUUACAUGCAUGGCUCGGUAUCCCUUCUGGCCCUGGCGCCAAGUCGCUGAACCUGCAGUCUUCUUGGUGGAAUAGUACCCAGGAUUUCCUUGUUAACUUGCAGUUUGUCCCCAGCGGCUCGCAGCCCUGGGAAUCUCCAUACCCCCUCAGUCCGUCAUGGACCAUGGCCUCUGGUAGCGGAGGUGGCUCUAGCUACGACUCGUCCGCUGCGUACACGAACAGCAAGGUUACCGAAUAUGACCACCACUCUGGCCUUUCCACCGGCAGUCUUGCGGCAGCGAUUGUCGUCCCUAUUGUCGUUGUACUAGCAACUCUGGCAGCUAGCUUCUACUGGUGGCAUAAACGUCAUAUCCGCCGUGAGACAGAGCGUAUCAUACAAUCCUCGCAGGCUGCGUCGACGACAGGGGCACCAUCGAUGAUGUAUGGGUCCGACAUGUAUGCAUCGGGCCCAGGCACAGUUGUCUCUUACGGUCAAUACCCACAAAAUUCCUCCACGGCUACCAUCUCCUCGGACAACAAGGACACAGACUCUUUGGGUAUCACUGACACUACUAUGUCGUCGGACGCGGGUGUAGCUCGCGACGUCGCACCUACGCCUGUGCCGAAAGAUGAAACGAAGACCCAGAAACGCCAGCGCAAGCGUAGGUCAUCGAGCCGCCGAGACUCCAGGCAGCGUGGCACAAGCUCUCUGGGCCACUCGUAUGUUUAUGAUUAUGACCGCCCACUCUCUCCCCGUGCCAUGUCGCCCCGCCUUAUGGACAAUGUUCUUCCCGCUACCCGUGAAGAGGCUGAAGAACAGCGCCGUUCGACGGCUUUCCGCAGCCAACCACGCUUCUCUGUCCUGGAAAUGGGGCAACAUACUGAUGACCACAGCGAUUUUGGGGCUGGCGCCUAUGAACUGCCAGCGUCAGAGCGCCCCCCUACACGAACAAAGUCCCCUGUUCUGGCUCCUGCUGUAACAGCCAAAGAUGGCUUACCUGCCGUCGCUAUGGUACCUACGGGUCCGCAACCUCUUCAACCGGAAAGAGAGCCAUUUACGUUUAUGGAUGGAUCUGGGCAGCGCCGUGUCUCAUCCACAAUGGUUGGCUCUCAUUCUCGCGAAGAAAAGGUUCUUUCUUAUCUUGCUACCAUGCAAGGCACGAACGAAUCAAUGGAUACUUCUGCUGAACGUCGCAGGUCGACGCAGCGUGCAUCUAUGGGAAGCCGGUUGUCGCUGGACAGCGAUGCUUUCCAAGAUGCUUUUAGUGAUAUGGACGCGUUGUAA